Molecule: messenger RNA, 2473 nt
Organism: Lepisosteus oculatus (spotted gar)
Lineage: Eukaryota; Metazoa; Chordata; Actinopteri; Semionotiformes; Lepisosteidae
Gene: dusp5
Product: dual specificity phosphatase 5
Biological process (GO): protein dephosphorylation; negative regulation of MAPK cascade; endoderm formation
Cellular component (GO): cytoplasm; nucleus
Molecular function (GO): MAP kinase tyrosine/serine/threonine phosphatase activity; MAP kinase tyrosine phosphatase activity; protein tyrosine/threonine phosphatase activity
Source: RefSeq, a predicted model, not a curated record
AAUAAAGAGAAACAAACAAGUAGAAUGACUCCCAGAAUAAUCUUAGGUCUACAGGGUCCCAAUUUCCUAAAAUGCAAGAUGUCUUAAUGGGGGAAGUGGUACUGGGUUAAUGUUGGUACUACUCCAAUAUAAUUUAAGACCUCAAAACAAUUACAAAAAAGCAAGUAGGUAAAUUAUUGGAUCAUUAAUGGAGACCACAAACUAGCAAACAAAUGUCAUUAAAAAACAGGCUGAGUACAGUUUUAUUUAGUUUAGUACACGGUGGUGCACUGGUUAGCAUUGCUACCUCACAGCACUGAGGCCCUGGGUUCACUUCCUGGGGUGCUAUCUGCAUUAAGGUUAUACGUUCUCCCUGUUUCUUCCCUCGGUCCAAAGACACACUGAGAGGUUAACUGGCCCUGGUGUGAGCGUGUGUAUGUCUGUGUCUGUAUGUGCCCUGUGAUGGACUGGCGUCUGGUCCAGAGUGAAUCCUGCCUUGCAGCCCAUUACUUGACAGGAUAGGCUCCGGCUCCACCAAGACACUGUGUGGAGAUGGAUGAUUGGAUGGAUGAACUAGUGAUUAGCAGUUAAUCACAGAUAUUCAGCUAUCAGAGUGAUUCCUAAUGAAGCAGGCCAAAUGAAAACCCCAAACAUACAUACAACAGUAUUUAUCCUCUCAAGAUGAAAGGCGAAUUAGAACUAUGGUGAAUAAUUGUUUGACCACUAGUUCACCAGUCACUUCUUUAUUUAUUAAACUGGUUUAUUAAGAAGAUUAAGACUAAACUACCAACAAACACACUUGCUUAAAAUUUCCUAAGUAAUGUCAUUGACUGUAUUAGGUGAGCAAUUAACGGAAAUUUAAACACCUGAUCAUAACCUUUUAAAAUACCUCCACUACGUCUAAUUUACUCCUUGGAGCUGGAGGAACGACUACUUCGGCUCAGAAGUUAGACUGGCUAACUAAAUGCUCACCAAAUUCACAGUUGAACACACAGAAAUAGUCUGACGGUCAUCGUAUGACAAAUUUUAGACGCCCAAAGCGAUCCCGAGGUGGACCGGUCCCUUUACAGUUCGUCAUCCCGGACGAGGGAGCUCAAUAUCGUCUCCGAGAAGGAAGCAUCUCUGCGGUUGUGGCUUUGGACGACCGGACGUCCCACUGGCAGAAAUUAAAGAAGGACAGUGUGGCUCAAAUAGUGAUUAACACCCUCUCACAUCUAGCAAGUGGAACCAAGAUCUGUUUUCUUAAAGGAGGAUACGAGAACUUCCACUCUCAGUACCCUGAACUUUGCACAGAGCUGAGAAGCAGCACACAGGACGGGACAGAAACGGAGAAAAUCCUCAGCAGCAGUCACUAUGAGAAGCUCGGUGCUAACCACAAACCGGAGUACGAUCAGGGCCAGCCAGUGGAAAUCCUGCCUUUCCUUUACCUCGGGAGUGCCUACCAUGCCUCCAGACAAGACUAUCUGAGUGACCUUCACAUCACAGCCUUGCUCAAUGUAUCCCGGCGAGACACAGAGCAAGCAAAAGGCCAGUUUCAUUAUAAAUGGAUUCCGGUGGAGGAUAGUCACAUGGCUGACAUUAGCUCUCAUUUCCAGGAAGCUAUUGAGUUUAUAGACUGUGUGAAGGAGGCUGGGGGGAAGGUCCUAGUCCACUGCGAAGCGGGAAUCUCCAGGUCGCCCACCAUCUGCAUGGCUUACAUCAUGAAAACCAAGCGCCUGCAGCUGGAGGAGGCGUUUGACUUCAUCAAGCAGCGGCGGGCGCUCAUCUCGCCGAACUUUGGCUUCAUGGGCCAGCUGCUUCAGUUCGAAUCAGAGGUCCUCUCUGCCGCGCCCCCGACCCCGGCCGCGACGUGCAAAAGGGAAACCGUGCCACUGUUUGCGGAUGGGUUUGCCUUCAACAACGACUAUGAGGCCUCCAUGUUCGCCCUCCCAACCUCAUUCCUGACUCCUGUGCCGAUCCAGUCAAAGGUUCACCAGUUAAAGUUGAGCCCGAUCAGUGCAUUGCCUUAACCUGAAGGCUGACGUCUCCUAAGAUUACUUGAAAAAACAACAACAAGUCCACGAGCUCAGAUCCCCCCUCACAGACCCUGAAAAGGGGUGACGGGAGCGUGGAGGAACGAGAACUUUCUAAGAACGGCAACUGCAGGGCCAACAAUGACGUCGUUGCUGUCGAUAUCCAUCCUCAUCUCCACAAUGAAAAACAAAAGACACAGUGAUACACUGAUGCUGCCAUCUUUGAUCUGUAUUGUGAUAUCAAGUAGGAAAAUCGCCUUACUAUGAUGAUGUGAACCUUAUUGUGCUCAGAAAGCCUGUGCAAAGACAAGCAAGUUUUAUUAAUUUAUUAAAAUGUUAAAUUACGUAAUAACUGGCAGGAAGUAAUUAUACUCCAUGCCUUGUUGGUCUUAAAAGUGCUUUUUUAAAAAAACAACAACAAAUAUUUAUUUUGCUAAAGACAAUGACGUGGAAAUGCUAAUAAAGUAAUUUGCCAAAUGGGA